AUGCCCUCCUAUGUGAAAGAGUCUGUGGUCAAGUCGUGGCAGUUAUUCCAGGGGGUGCUGAUCACGGGAAGUAGUCAAGAGGAUUCAAAGCCAGGGUCCUAUGUCUCUCGGGUGUGCGAUGCCACGCAAGACAUCCUGUUACGGUUUGCUGUUUACACGCCUACCAACGGCGAGGCGGCAAACGGAACAUGUUUUCCGGGGAGGAACUACUAA
Messenger RNA from Pyricularia pennisetigena, 213 nucleotides. RefSeq lists its product as uncharacterized. The transcript is spliced from 2 exons. Lineage: Eukaryota; Fungi; Ascomycota; Sordariomycetes; Magnaporthales; Pyriculariaceae. The record is from RefSeq and is a predicted model, not a curated record. Bases 1 to 213 code for a protein of 70 amino acids.